This is a messenger RNA of Lobosporangium transversale, 750 nucleotides long. RefSeq lists its product as hypothetical. The record is from RefSeq and is a predicted model, not a curated record. NCBI's taxonomy places the organism in Eukaryota, Fungi, Mortierellomycota, Mortierellomycetes, Mortierellales, Mortierellaceae. Bases 59 to 610 code for a protein of 183 amino acids. The transcript is spliced from 4 exons.
AAAUAUUCUUUCUUUUUCUUUUUCAAAAAAAAUAAAAAUCCCACAUUUUUCCAUUACAAUGCCAAAAUUACCCAAGUCUUGCACAUUACACCACUGCACGUUAAGCUCUGAUUCAGAGACCUUGACCCCCAAAGAAAAAAACAGACAUGUUAGAGAAUAUCAUUUUAAGACAGCAAUCUAUGAAGACCAUGACACUGGUGCCAUCAUUGAGUGCACUCGGGACGAAUCAAAAGAAUCAAAAUUCCACUGCAUUUGCGAAAGUUCAUACAAAGUCCACUCAUCCUUCAUACGACACCUUCAGAAUAAGGAAUGUGAGCACCUAAAUGAUUUCGUUCAAAGGAAAGAAGCAUUCAAGGACGAUUACUUUGUACUGAGAUAUAAACCAGAUAGAAGGACAGCCUCCAGCGGUGAUGAGAGCGAUAGCAAAGCGAUUAAAGAAGUAAAAGAAAUGCUUCAGUCCAUAGAAAAGACGGUAUUAGAAGUCUACUCUCUCGCGAAAGAAAAUCAAGAAACGAAAUCAUCAGAGCUGAAUACGAAGACCUCGCAAAAACAGUCGGCUGUCUACGAACCAGUUUUACAGUGUUGGAAAGAAGAAUCUCUUGUUCUCUAAAUCCUGACGAAUCAAUGAAAUAUAGGCAUAAAAAAAACAAACAGACCCAAGGCGCCGGUACUUCUGGAGGUCCUCGAGAAGCCAAGGCUGUAGAGUCUACACCGAGUCUGCUCAAUUAUUUUGUGACAUCGAAGCCAAUG